GAGGGAGGGAGGGAGAGAGGGAGGGAGGGAGAGAGGGAGGGAGGGAGAGAGAGGACAGGGCCGCGCGUGUUGUGGGAGCGCUGCCGGGAUACGCGCCGGUGCUGUGGGAACGCGAGCGGCCGAGGGGCGGCCUGCGGUGUCCGGCGGGCCCCUCUGGCAGCCGCAUCCCUGGGCUGUCCGAGCGGCGUUCGGACCUUCGGAAAGGCCCCACGGCCCUGGCCGCCAUGGAGCUGGCGCUGAGGGAGCUGCUGCAGAGCGCAGGAGAUGUUCAGGCUUUGAAGAAUGCUUACAAGUUAAUCAAAUCAGCCACUGAAGGACAGUCUGUACUUGAUUCAUCAGAUAACAUCAGCACCGAUUUGUAUGUUUUAUGUGCUGAACAAGCGCUUCAGCUGGGAUAUCUGGAAAUUAGCAGUGACUGUCUACAGAUGUAUUUUAAAGGAAGAUUUCCUGUGAACCAGUUUCUUGGCAGAGCAUAUUUGUGCCAAGGCCAGUUGCAUGCUCCACACUCUACAGAUAAUUUGGAAGAGUUUGAAAAGUUUGUGCUGUUUUUUAUGAAGGCAAUUGAUUUUGCAACCCAUAACAGAAGGUAUUUUUUUUUGGUAUAUAAUGCCUCCGUUCUUUAUUGGCAACUUGUGAGGCCAUUUCUUAAGCCUGGAUUCCGCCAUUGCCUUAUUCCCAGCCUUUCACAGAUUGUUACAGCAUUAAACCAAAUUGAAGAGCAAGACAAUGAAUGGCGAGCAGAACUCAUGAUAAAUUUACUUGAGUGCUUCCUUGAUGCUUCAAAACUGGAAGAAGCAAAAGAGUUUUCAUCUACUGCAGCAGUCUUUAUUAAGGAAAAUGUUCCAGAUAAAUACUCUCAAAUAUUUUCUUUAAUGGUGUAUCACAAACUAAUGGAUAUUUCCCAGUUAGAGAAGGAAAUACAAAAUUCCAUCCAUCUUUCAGUUAUAUAUAAAAUGCAGAUGUUAAAGUUGCAGUGGGACACAAAUGUAUUUCCAAGUGAUGCCACCGCAAAUCUGAAUUCUUUAUAUGUGCUUUUGAAACAAUACGAUGUACCUCCAGCAUCUGUUCUCAGUGUGAAGUUUCCUUUGAUUCUGGAAUUAGCUCGCUUUUCUCUGAAAGUAAAUUGCACUGAGCUUGCAGCUCAUUGUAUACUUGAUUUGAAGAGCGUUCCAAUUACUGAGCAAGGGAAACUUAUUGAGAUAGAAUGUCUGGAAUAUGAAUACGAAAUGAAGAAAAAUGGCACUGAAAUUGUGACUUAUACCAAAGGAGUUGUUGAGGCUCAGCUGAAAUUGAUAAAAAAUCUUGAAUUAACGUUAAAACGUGCAGUUCAGUUGGGAGUUCCUGGUGUGAUCCAGGUUGUUUGUGCAACCCAGUGGAAUCUGUGCUUACCACUACUACAACACAAUUUGCAUCAACAUGUGCGAAAGCCGUUGAUUUCAGUUGCUGAUGUCCUUGAAGAGAUUGACAGCAUGUUGAUUUUGUUGCGUUGCCAAGUUCAUAUGGAAAUAGCUCGUAUAGAGGAAGAUGGGGAAAGACUAGAGGCUGCUCUGGAGCAUUUGCAAAAAGCUAUGCACCUGAACAGCAGUGAGCAGUAUGGAGAACAUCUAAGACUGAGUUUUAGGCGCCUUCAUUUGAGUGCUAUGCUGUACGAGUCACCUGAGCAUCGAGAGGAUCAGGCGGUAAUGCUGAUUGAACAGGCUAAAAGGGGAAAACAAAAGGAUAAUGCAAGGAAAAACAGAUGCCUUCUGAUAAAUGCAGGUCUUGCAUUAGCUCCUGACACAUUUCAAAUAGUUCUUGACAGUGAAAAUGAAGUUAAAGUUUUCUCAGGUAAAAGUAAUAGUCAAAUAAGCUACCUCUGUGCAAAAGCCCAACAUCAUACUAAAAGUGUGGAGAAAGUUGACGAACAUUUGAAACACUUAAGAAAUGGAAAUGGCAGAGAAAGAAUUAUGCUUUGGGCAGAUUUGGCAAAAGCUGCAUGUAAACAGGAAGUGUGGGAUGUUUGUCGUGCAGCAUGCAGAUUUUGCCUCUUGUAUGAUGAUAUUUUCUUUAGGGAGGCAAGAAAGCAUAAAAAAACACAGAAGAAUAAAGCUAAUGCAACUAUGAUGGUUGGUGGUCACGGUGACAGGUCAUCAGGAGAAUCAUUGCUGCCUGCUAAAUCCUUCUCUUUUGAAGCAGAUUUACUCAGAAUACUAGCAGAAAUAAGAUUUAUUAAUGCAGAGGCAACUGUUCAUUUAUUAGGAUUGCAGGGAAUCAAACUGAAUGAUCAUGCUGUACCUCCAGAGGCUACAUACCAGUGUCACCCAGGAAGUGUUUCAUAUCUUCCUGAAAGUGAUCCAGAAUGGAAAACGUACAGUUUAUGGAUAGACAACUUAUCUUGGUAUGCUAUGGAAAACUUCCAACGUGCAGCUGAAAUAGGAGAAGAAUUGAAUGAAGCCUGGAUUGUUCAUAAUGCUGUGGUGUAUAUCUUAAAUUAUAACAGACAUCUGAUUUCUUCAGGAAGACAAAGGGACAUUAUUGAGUAUCUCCAGACUCUUCUUGGAGCCAUCAAGACUGUCGGGCACAAUGGAAGUACUGAAAUUUUACUGAUGUUAUGUAAUGCUUUGGCUCGAGGCCUAAUUAUUUCUUGGAUUCCAAAGCCAAAACCUGCUGAGAACACAGAAGAUACAGCAAUAGAGAGUAGCAGAAAAGCUGAAGCAAAGAAACAGGAAAAAGCAAAUAUCCAGUCUUUUUCAGUAGAUCCUAGUGGACUUCCUGACAUCAAAGCUGCCUUAGAGAUUUGUGAAUUUGCCCUAAAUGCAAUGACUGGAACCAUACCUAAGGAAAAAGUCUCUAUUGCUGCACAACAACAGAUCAUUGCUACCUGGGUGAAAGCAAAGCAGUUAAAUCAGCAGCAGAUCAGACAUCAACUUGGGACUCAGGAGGAGGAGAAUAAUGAUGAAGCACAAAAUCCUCUGGCACGAAUUCUUGUUGGUCUGGAAAUAUACUCAUGUAAUGGCUUGGGUCUCAUGGAUUUCACUGUUCCUAGCUUAUCUCAGUUAGUGAAUUUGGCUUUAGAAUGCAGUUGGUCAGAUUCCUUAGUGGAAUUGCAGACACUUACACGACUUACAUAUUUUGCGUAUGCUUCACAAGACCACAAAAGAGUGAUGACUUGUUCCAAAAGGAUCUUGGACUCAGAUAAGAAUUUUGUCCACAAUAGAAAUAUUAAGAAAUAUGGCAUGCUUGGUAACAGGGUGAGACAAGAAAUGUUAAGCACUGCAGCCUGUAUACAAGGAAAGAGCAUAAUGGAAAACUUGUCUGGAAGAAAAGAUCUGCGUGUAGCAGCAUCAAAAACCUUUGUUCAGAGUGCCAGAUAUGCAGGUGAAGCUGGAAAUUAUUCCCUUGUAAUGUUUGCAGCUAGGCACUUUUGGAAUGCAUGUUUACCUUUACUAGGCUCACCACAUGACAGAGAACAGUUUAAGGAACCUACCAAAAUAAUUCUUAAAAAUAUAAUUAAAGCAGAAUCUAAAAACAAACAGGAAAAGAAAGAUACAUGCCCUUUGCAUCAGUGGAUUACAAAGGAUUUUCAAAAUAUUGGGUUAUCAGUUGGAUGCUUUCUCCCAGGUGCUGAGGAAGAUCUGACAUUAAGAACCUCCUUAUAUGGUCUAUUAUUCCACAUCUAUGCUGAUAAAGCUGACUGGGAGACAGCACUGAAACUCCUGGAUGAAGCUGCUCAAGUUUUGCCUCAGACAAGACACAAACUUCUGAUUUUCAAACUUAUGGCUACAGUGAGGGCAGGAUCUGGAUGCAAUUUUGUGAUGGGCACUCAGAAAGUCAGUCAUGAAAGUGAAGAUUAUUUGUCACAUAUGUGGCGACACUUGGCCACAGUCUCCAGAAGUAUUGUUGGACAGUUAAGCUGUUUUCAAAAUGCGAUCAUUGCUUUACAGAAACAAGAAGAUGAAUGGCAGAGAGUUGACUACCUGAUGGAAUUUGCUGAAUGCUUAUAUUGUAAUCAGUUUCCCCUCAAUGAUGCUAUUAAACCUCUGGAGUGGGCAGUAGAUCUCCUGCUUCGUAUGAAAUUCCCUAUGCAGUCCUCACAAGAGGGAGAAAACAAUGCUUUACCAGAGUUACUGCCUACAGAAAAUGCUAAGAUGAACAAUGAAGCAAGUGGUACCACGGCCCAAAUUAAUUUGGAAGAUUUGAGCAAUAUUAAACAACUGGAAGCUUUGUUUAGAGCACAGACAUUAAUGGCUUUAUUUUCUGGUCCUGGUUCUUCUUUUCACCAGCAGCACUGUUUGAUGGCAUAUGCCUGUAUCGUCCGUGUCUGGCAGGUGUCAUUGUCAGCAUCAGGGAUUAUUACAAAAGCAUUCUCAAAGACUUCACAACCUACAGGUCCUCAGAAAGUGAAGCUAAAGACUCCUAAAAAGAAAGAGAAACAAGUUGAAGUUUCUCUUGCAAAGGAGAAGUCUAAAGGGAAAGAAUCAGAUGAUACCAUACCAGCAGAUGUGGAAGAAUGGGCCCAGUACAGCUGUCCCAUUAACAUUAGAGAUACCUUUAAACAGAAAACAAAUAGUUAUGGUAUUAACUGGGAUAAUUUCCCAAAACCUACUUGCACUUUGUAUUUUAUGGACCUUUUAUCUAAAGAACUGCAGAAAAUUUUUUGUCCCCACUUGAUUCUUCCAAUCUUUCAGCUAGCUGAUGUUAUUGCUAGUGAAGUUCUGGAAUGUAGAAGUCUGUCUGAUCUCUAUCACCUUCGAAUUGCCCUGAUAUGUUCAGAUUUAAAUCUGAGUCAGGCAUCUGUGUAUCAUGAGAAAGCUGCUGGAGAAGUACACAUUAGUGAAUUAGAACAAGCAAUGUGUAGGCAAGAGAUUGCACUGAAAAAAGAAAAAACUGUAUGCAUGAAGACAGAAGAAAGAAAAAUACCUUUUGAAAAUGCUCAGCUUAAUGGUAGUAGGAAUGAGAGUAUUCUUACUUCAAGUGAAAAGGGUUUCAAGGUAAAUGCAGCAACAGGAAAAGGACUGAGUGCACUUUCUUUCCCUCACUUGUGGAUUGAAAAAGCUGAAGUACUAAUUCAGCUAGGCUUGUAUCAACCAGCAAGGCUUCUGCUUUCAGAGGCCCAUGCUGCAACUCAGGAGCUGAGGGCCCUAUCUGAUGUGUCAAGGUGCUUGUACUUGCUUGCUGUGUUGGCCAACCUGGAGAGAAACCACAGACAAGCUGAAGCACUCCUUGAGGAAGCACAGCUUCUGGGAGGAAACGAACAGUUCUGCUACGACUGUGCUCUUAGUCUGACCGAAGCAAUUCUAGAGGAACAGAGGGAAGGGAAACACAGCAUGGCUUGUGAGAUACUGGAACAUACUGUAAAUGUGCUUCGAUCUACUUCACUGAAGAGAGCUGGAAGGCAAUCAGAAUUGGGUUUUAUGAUUGCAUCCCUUGAAGCCAGAAAAAUACUUAUUCAGAUACAUUUUGCCCAGGAUGCUAUAACAGUUAAUGCCAAUUCUGCUCAGUUGCCACACAUUCUACAGGAAUCCUACAAUAAAUUAGUUCAAGUUGAGAAGGACCUUUUUAAUCAUGGGCAUAAAAACUACAGUGCUGAAAUACUUCUGGAAUGUGCAAAUAUUCAUAGGAUGAUUGCCAAGCAGGAAAGGAACAAAAAAGACAAACACAGUCACUAUCUUGAUGCUUACAACUUAGCUCAGAGAGCAGUAUCCAGAACAGAGGAAGUCUUUCAUAGCGUUUGUAGUUUAUUUGCAUUUAAUGAGAAUAAAAAUGUUAGUAUGCCAAUAAUGAGGCAAUUAGCUCUUAGAAAAAUAAAUCUUGUAGAAAUUCUUUUGGAUAUUUUUCAUCUUGUCAUUACUGAGAGAAAGCCUAAAAAUGUGGGAGAAGCAUCGUUUCAUGAAUUUGUGGAGGAAUUAAUCAUUGAAGAUGAUGCAGUAGAACAGGAUUGGAAGUAUAUGAAGCGCACCAUGGCUCAUGUUGCACUGGCUCAGUUAGCAAACAUACAGAAUCUUUGUGAAGGCUGUCCCAACAUCAAAUCCAAAUGCCUGUAUCUAACUGGAAAAACCCUUCAUUUACUUGCUGUUAAUGUAGAUCCUGUAUAUUCAGAGAUUUACUGGAAGCCAAAUGUUGUGGAAGAUGCUAAAUCAAACAUCAGAAAAUCUUCGCUGACUUCAGCAGAAUGCAGUGAGCAGGACAUGACAGAGAGCGGUUUAUCAACUAAUACAUGUCGUAAAGAUAAGUACAGGAGGAAAAUACAGGAAUUAAAGACACAACAAAGGGUGGCACAGAAGUAUCUUUCUCAAUCCAGUGAGGCUUUGCUGCAAUCUAUGGCUAUUGCAUUCCAUCAUAAUGUGACCGAUGUGCUGGCUCUUGCUAGUUUGGAAAUGACUGAAUGCUUUAGACAGUUUGAUCCAAUUUCAACUACCCAGUUUUUGGCACUUCAUCAGAGUUGUUCAGUGUCUAUGAUGAUGAAGAGCAUCCUUCUAACCGCUGCGUCCAACACCAGCAGCUCUCAGCUGGCAGCUUUGCUGCAUCUUCAAAAUCAGUUAAAACAAACCAGAAGCACAAGUGAUCUUCUAAAAUGCGUGGAACAGCAACUGACUGCUAAUUCAAUGGCUUGGAGAAACCUCUGUAUUCCUGUUGAACAUUUUAAUAUAGUGAAUGAAUUGCCGUCCAGUUUCUACAUAGUUAUUCUCCAGCAUUCAGAAGACAGGUCUCAGCUGUACAGCGCGUUGAUUGGGCUGCCCAGAGCGAGUUCUGCACGGCAGAAAGGAAGAGUCACUCAGAGGACGGUGCAAGCAAAAGUUUCUCGAUUUCCUGUGAAUCCUGAUGUGUUUUGUAUUUUGUUGGAAAAAAUGCAUCUUUUCAAGCAGCGGAAGAUGGAGAAUAAUCUUAAACAAACUGUUAUUCAGAACUUGCAAGAGGGUUUCUCCAAAACAGAUGUGACUGCAACAGAGAAAAUAAAUGAUAGUGAGCUUGAUUUGACAUCAGAUUUCUCUGAAAUAAUAGAAAUUAUGGAAGGCUAUCUGAAACCAGUGCUGUCACAGUUUGAUUUUUCGGCUAUCAGAGAAUCCCAGUGUGGAUCAGUUUCAGCAGCUGAAACAGGAAAAAAGAAAGUGAAAGAUAAGAACACCAAACAAGUUGGAAUGCAGGAUAAACCUGUGGAUUUGGGAUUGUGUGUGGUCUUACUGGGGGAUACAUUACUUAUGGAAUUGCCUUUGGAAGCUCUGAGUAUAUUUAAAGAGGAAGGAAUAAGUUCUGUUUCCAGAGAUUUUUCUCUACAGUUUCUCUACAAUCGACUACAUUGGACUGAGCCAGAAGCUGAAUUUAAAGUUGAAGUUUCUAAAGAAAAAAACAGAAAAGCUUCUCAGAAAAAGAGUGUCCAAAUGGCACCAAUUAAUCGUGAUCUGCCUUCUGAUUGCUUGCCUGUUGAUAUAAGGAAUUUAAAAUAUAUUGUGGACCCCUACAAUGAAGGAAGAGAAGCAGAAGAUUCAAGUCCUUCCCAAAAAAUACAGAAAAUACUGGAAAAAUACCGUGACCUAUUUAGACUGCAGUGGGAAGGUGUCAUUGGCAAUCUGCAUGCUCCAAGCCAAGCUGAGUGGGAGCAGCUGCUGACAAACUGUAGUGCAUUUCUGUUUUAUGGGAUGGAGAGAUUCCUGUCUCAUGUGUUGCUUAAUUGGUUGGUUGCUAUGAACAUCCCAAAAUGCCGUUUGGUGAUUCUUCUGGAUCUGGUACGAUCCCGGAAAAGUUACCAGAGAAUUGCAAACUCUGAUAUCCACAAAAGCUGUCUCCGUGUUGCCCUGGAGAGACCAACAGAGACAGCAAUGCUCCUCAGCCUCACGGGCGCUGGCUCUGUGGUAGCCACGCAGUGGUACUCGAGCCUGGAGGAGAGUGCAGAGAGGCUGGAGACCUUGUUCCAUCGUGAGUGUGGGUGUUUGUCUUGGCUUGUGUGUGUGUGGCUCCAGGGGCCGUUUGUAUCUGCCUCUCUCCUGUCUCUCCUUUCAGGGACCGUGUGGAUCUGCCUGUCUACUGUCUCUGCUUUCAGGGACCGUGUGGAUCUGCCUGUCUCCUGUCUCUGCUUUCAGGGACCGUGUGGAUCUGCCUGUCUCCUGUCUCUGCUUUCAGGGACCGUGUGGAUCUGCCUGUCUCCUGUCUCUGCUUUCAGGGACCGUGUGGAUCUGCCUGUCUCCUGUCUCUGCUUUCAGGGACCGUGUGGAUCUGCCUGUCUCCUGUCUCUGCUUUCAGGGACCGUGUGGAUCUGCCUGUCUCCUGUCUCUGCUUUCAGGGACCGUGUGGAUCUGCCUGUCUCCUGUCUCUGCUUUCAGGGACCGUGUGGAUCUGCCUGUCUCCUGUCUCUGCUUUCAGGGACCGUGUGGAUCUGCCUGUCUCCUGUCUCUGCUUUCAGGGACCGUGUGGAUCUGCCUGUCUCCUGUCUCUGCUUUCAGGGACCGUGUGGAUCUGCCUGUCUCCUGUCUCUGCUUUCAGGGACCGUGUGGAUCUGCCUGUCUCCUGUCUCUGCUUUCAGGGACCGUGUGGAUCUGCCUGUCUCCUGUCUCUGCUUUCAGGGACCGUGUGGAUCUGCCUGUCUACUGUCUCUGCUUUCAGGGACUGUGUGGAUCUGCCUGUCUCCUGUCUCUGCUUUCUCUGCUCCUCUCCAAAUUCUGCCUGCAGUUUCCACAGGAGGAGAACUGCAUGCAGGAGCCACCAUCCGUGUUGACAGGUUGAUCGUUCAUACAGAACAGCAACCUUCUUACAGCAGAUUUGGUGAGGUGUUUGUUUAUGGUCAUAUGGGAAGAGUAGGAUUUAUAUGGUGAGAAGCAGUGCCCUAGGACAUGGCCAUCUGUAGUUACAUAAACUGUGGGGAAAAAAUCCCCUGGAUUUAAUUUACAUCUGCACAGAUCCAUUACUUAGAUCUCUAAAGGUGUCCUUUGUCAUUAAGUUUAAAUGUGAAAGCUCCAGGCUCUAUGGCUGAUAUUUUCUUGUUUUCCAAAACUUUCAUUACA
This is a messenger RNA of Ficedula albicollis (Collared flycatcher), 8975 nucleotides long. It is a transcript of the gene CFAP46, whose product is annotated as cilia and flagella associated protein 46. NCBI's taxonomy places the organism in Eukaryota, Metazoa, Chordata, Aves, Passeriformes, Muscicapidae. Gene Ontology annotation, molecular function: protein binding. Bases 225 to 8786 code for a protein of 2853 amino acids. The transcript has 57 exons. Gene Ontology annotation, biological process: cilium movement involved in cell motility; axoneme assembly. The record is from RefSeq and is a predicted model, not a curated record.